Molecule: messenger RNA, 1605 nt
Organism: Candidozyma haemuli
Lineage: Eukaryota; Fungi; Ascomycota; Pichiomycetes; Serinales; Metschnikowiaceae
Gene: ERO1
Product: ER oxidoreductin
Exons: 1
Coding region: 1-1605 (534 amino acids)
Biological process (GO): protein folding in endoplasmic reticulum
Cellular component (GO): endoplasmic reticulum; endoplasmic reticulum membrane
Molecular function (GO): thiol oxidase activity; FAD binding; protein-disulfide reductase activity
Source: RefSeq, a predicted model, not a curated record
AUGAACAUCUUCCUUCUAUUUCUAGCUACGCUAGCUGCGUCGCUGCCCCACGUGUCGCCCUUCGACUCGCCAGAUUUCUGUUCCCAGAUCAUCACCCCCACGUGUAAUACCACUUUUUCAUAUAUCGAUGCGGUGAACAGCCAAAUCAGAGACCUGGUUGUUGAUUUGAUUCUGAAGCCUUUCUUCAGGUUUUUCAAGCUUGAUUUGGAUAAACAGUGCAAGUUCUGGAACGCCCAGCACUUUUGCGCCACGAGAAACUGUGCCGUGGAGGUUUUACUGCCUGAGCAGUUCAACUGGCUGGACGUGCCUGAUGAUUUGUCGCCUCUGAAGCUUGGAGAGAUUCUGAGAGCUUCUACGGCUCACGACGAGUCUGACACGUGUGAGGACUUGGACUACUGCCAUAUUGACGACGACCAUAACUGUGUUUUUGUGGAUUUGAAGGAGAACCCAGAGAGGUUUACUGGGUAUGGCGGAGCGCAGUCGUUUGACGUGUGGAAAGCUAUUUACUCUGAGAACUGUUUCCCAAAUACGAACCCGAUGUCGAUGACUCCAGAGGCUGAACCUGAGCUGUGUGUGGAGAAGAACUUGUUCUAUAGGUUGAUUUCGGGUAUGCACGCGUCUAUUGCUGUGCACUUGUCGAACGAGUAUUUGGAUCCUGAAACCGAGGAGUUCCAUCCUAACUUGAAGGUUUUUAUGGAGAGAGUGGGUAAAUUUAAUGACCGUCUUUCGAAUAUCUACUUUAACUAUGCGUUGGUGUCGCAGGCUAUUGUUAAGUUGUCUGAUAUGGUUUCACUUCCUUCGUACAUUAAAGAAAACCACGAAUCGUUGAGCGGCGACGAGAACCAGUUGAGAUCCAAUGAAGACGUUGAUCCUGCUGCUUACGCCGAUUUGCUCUCGAACAUCAACGAGACUUUGAGCUCCGAGGUGCUUUUCGAGACCCAUUCGCUUUUUGACCCCGCCAAGAGCUCUCCAGAGCUCAAGAACGAGUUUAGAUCCCGUUUUAAAAACGUCAGUGCCAUCAUGGACUGCGUUGGCUGCGACAGGUGUAGAAUGUGGGGCAAGCUUCAGACUAUCGGUUACGGUACCGCUCUCAAGGUGCUUUUCGAUUCUGAGGACCCCAACACCCAGCAUUUGUUGAAGUUCCGCCGCAUCGAGUUGGUGGCGCUUUUCAACACCUUUGAUCGUCUUUCCAAGUCGGUUGAAGCUAUCAACAACUUCAAGUCCAUGUACCUCCAGCACUUGGAAGAUGUGGCCGCAGGUAAGGUGAAGCACGGCGACUACGAGCCUUUGCACGACAAGGGUAUCGAGUUCCCGUUCGUGGCGUUCCAGCCUGUGACGAAAAAGAAAGAAGCAGCUUCAGUGUUUGCCCAAGACAACCUUGACGGUGGAAAACUCGUAAAUGUCAAAGGUCGUACUCAGGGCUUCUGGGAAGAGUUGGACGACGUCAAAGCUGCGCUUUGGUUUAUCUGGGACGUCUACGUGAAAUUCCCAAAGACCGUUUGGGAAUACUGUUUGUACUAUGCCAACGGUUGGUGGAACGUUUACGUGGGCCGUGCCGUGUAUGUCCCACCACAAGGAAAGACAAAUAUCAAGGAUGAAUUUUAA